AUGGCGACUAGGACACAAUUUGAGAAUUCUAACGAAAUUGGUGUGUUUUCGAAGCUAACUAACUCGUACUGUUUGGUGGCACUUGGUGGUUCGGAGAACUUUUAUUCUGCGUUUGAAGCCGAAUUAGGAGAUGCUAUUCCUAUUGCUCAUACCACUAUUGCAGGUACGAGGAUUGUUGGUCGUAUGACUGCUGGUAACCGUAGAGGGUUAUUGGUUCCAACUCAAACUACCGACCAAGAAUUACAACAUUUGAGAAACUGUUUGCCAGAUGCUGUGAAGGUUCAAAGAGUUGAGGAGAGAUUAUCUGCGUUAGGUAAUGUUAUCUGUUGUAAUGAUUAUGUUGCUUUGGUUCAUCCAGACAUCGACAGAGAAACUGAGGAGUUGAUUGCCGAUGUCUUAGGUGUUGAAGUUUUCCGUCAAACAAUUUCGGGUAACGUUCUUGUUGGUUCAUAUUGUGCGUUGUCUAACCAAGGUGGUCUAGUGCAUCCUCAGACUACAGUACAAGACCAAGAAGAACUUUCCUCUUUGUUGCAAGUCCCACUAGUUGCUGGUACUGUGAACCGUGGUUCGCAAGUCGUCGGUGCUGGUAUGGUCGUGAACGACUAUUUGGCAGUUACUGGUCUAGAUACCACCGCUCCAGAAUUAAGUGUGAUCGAAUCUAUCUUCCGUCUACAAGACGCUCAACCAGAAGCUAUCUCUGGUAACUUGCGUGAUACUUUGAUCGAAACUUACUCAUAA
Molecule: messenger RNA, 738 nt
Organism: Kluyveromyces lactis
Lineage: Eukaryota; Fungi; Ascomycota; Saccharomycetes; Saccharomycetales; Saccharomycetaceae
Gene: TIF6
Product: translation initiation factor 6
Exons: 1
Coding region: 1-738 (245 amino acids)
Biological process (GO): maturation of LSU-rRNA; assembly of large subunit precursor of preribosome; maturation of 5.8S rRNA
Cellular component (GO): nucleolus; cytosol; preribosome, large subunit precursor
Molecular function (GO): ribosomal large subunit binding
Source: RefSeq, a predicted model, not a curated record